GAGAAGGACAAGAAAAGCCGAGGUCAUCCAUGCAUACAUGGCCUCAAGCAAAACCGCUGGGUGUUGAAACUUUGGGCUCAGUCAAUUUCUCUUUUUCUUCCCCCGUCAUUCAUUAGAAGCUCUAUUAAUCGCUUUCUGCUACCCAUACAUGUAGCUUUCCGUUCACUUGAGAUCAAGUGAAGUGGUGGACUCCAUCGCUACUCUUUCUGAAUUCUGAGUUAGAGAGAGAGAGAGAGUCAAUGGCCCUAGGUACGAGAACGCCAAUCUUUAUUGGCUUGAUAUUGGUUAUGCUUUUGGGGAUCUCCAUCUACUUCAGGCUUUGGUCUAUGGAUUACAAUUUAUCUUCCGAAGACAGAGAUUUGAUAAGGAGACAGUUUGAUCUUGCUCACAAGGAAGCAAUGGAUGAAUCAGCAGAAUGGAGAUUGAAGUAUGAUGAGGAGGUGGAGAGAGCUACAAAAUGUCUUACAGAGCUGAUAGAGGCUAAAGAAGCUCUUGAAAAGAAGGCAGAGGAAGUUGCAAGUAUCAACCAUCAACUGACCAUGCUACAGAAGGAAAACAUGGGCUUGCUAGGCCAAGUAAAAUCAUUGAACCAAGAGCUUGAAGCUGAGAAGUUGAAAUGCAGUUUACGACAACUUAGAUGAUCUUUAAUUUGGAAAUUGAUUUGUAAUGUGAUUAUAUAUUGGAAAACCCACCUUUGCAUCCUUCACAAAUGUUUUUCCACAGAGAUCGGCUAACAUGAGGUUGAUGAAGGAGGUGCUUCUUUGGCAUAUUAUCGUUAGAUAGUUGGUAGACUUCUUGAGAUGCUGUAUUUCCAGAUGAGAUAUAUGUUGCCUCCCUACCACUUACUAUGGCAACUACCACAACUAAUGUUUUAGAAAAACCUACUACUUGACAUUCCUAAAUCAUAAAGCAGUAAGAGGUGUGACAAUGCUUUUGUAAUGGUCAAUUUUCUUGUCUAUCUUUUGUAAAUUGACGUCCAAGAAUAUUUUCCAAAUUAAGUAUAUGCUUUUGGUUUUCUUCUCUCA
This is a messenger RNA of Nelumbo nucifera (sacred lotus), 1025 nucleotides long. RefSeq names its product acyl-CoA-binding domain protein. The record is from RefSeq and is a predicted model, not a curated record. Lineage: Eukaryota; Viridiplantae; Streptophyta; Magnoliopsida; Proteales; Nelumbonaceae.